GCCGUGCCGCCCAUCGUCGUCCAGCCUUCCGACGCGGGGCGCCCGGAGCCGCUGCUCGGGCGCCGCAGGGACUCGGCGCCCUCCGCGGCCGACGGCCACCUGCUCUCGCCGUCGCCGUCGCCGUCCGACGGCAGCCUGCUGCCUUCGCCCGUGGCACCGCGGAAGUCGUCCACGCUGCUGUCGGUGCACAGCUGCAACUCGCUGUCCUCCGACCUGCGGCAAAGGACCCGAAACCUCUCGGGCGGUUCUCCCCGGCCGCGACACGCCAAGAAGAUCCACUUCAUCAAAAACAUGAAGCAGUACGACACGAGAGGCAGCAGGAUCGUGUUGAUCUGCGCCAAAAGAUCCCUGUGCGCCGCCUUUUCCGUUCUGCCGUAUGGAGAAAGCUUUUACCUCAGCGAGCCCGCGUUGAGCCACCCCCGGCGGAGACACUCGUCGGGGAAUAUUUCCACCUCCUUGGAGAUGACGGCACUGGAGGGUUUCCACAUGGAGACGUACAGCCGGUCGGUGUCGUACGCCCGCUUCCUGUACCCCACCGACGCCCUGGUCAGGCGCAAGCCCUCGUCCGCCGCCGACCCGACGCCGCAGGUUCCCCUUUCGAGGAGCGCGCGCGGCACGCCUGCCGGCGGCUUCCCUCCCGGUCGGCUCAACAGCGCGGUGGGACUCGACCUCGGUAGAACAGCCGCACGCACGCACGCACGCACUGAUUGUUUGUCAUCGAAGGGGCCGAUGAGCGAUAUUCAUUUGCAGAAAAGAGAAAAUAGUAGUGUCAAAAAAAAAAAUACCACGUUGCGUGUUUCUUUCAUCGACCCCUCCCACAUAAAGAGAAGCCACAGUUUAGUUUCAAGAUUCGCGGCCAAAGACAACAAACACAACAGGAAGUUGGUGUCGGCCGCCUGCAUCCUAUUGGCCGCCAAGAUCAGCAGCGAUCUAAGGAAACAGGAGGUCAUACAUCUCAUCGAUAAGCUGGAGGAGCGCUUCAGGAUCGGCAGACGGGAGCUGAUCAGCUUUGAGUUCACCAUCCUGGUGGCCCUGGAGAUGGCCCUCUACCUCCCGGAAAGCAAAGUCAUGCCACAUUACAGGCGGCUGGUGCAGCAGCAGUUGUAGCUCGCCGCGCUUCC
Molecule: messenger RNA, 1121 nt
Organism: Hippocampus comes (tiger tail seahorse)
Lineage: Eukaryota; Metazoa; Chordata; Actinopteri; Syngnathiformes; Syngnathidae
Product: CDK5 and ABL1 enzyme substrate 2-like
Exons: 8
Biological process (GO): regulation of cell cycle
Source: RefSeq, a predicted model, not a curated record